UGUGUCUGGUGGGUGGUCCCGAGGCCGUGGAGGUUGGCGGCUGUUGAGCGGUUGUCGCGGUAAAGGCCUAGAGUGGAACAUCUCUGUGGGAAGAGAGAAUGAGUUUAGCUCUGAGAGGUGAGCUUGUAGUAGACAAAACAAAAAGGAAAAAACGAAGAGAGCUCUCUGAAGAACAGAAGCAAGAAAUUAAAGAUGCUUUUGAGCUGUUUGAUACGGACAAAGACCAAGCCAUAGAUUAUCAUGAAUUAAAGGUGGCAAUGAGAGCCUUGGGCUUUGAUGUGAAAAAGGCUGAUGUGUUGAAGAUUCUUAAAGAUUAUGACAGAGAAGCCACAGGCAAGAUCACAUUUGAAGAUUUUAAUGAAGUUGUGACAGACUGGAUACUAGAGAGAGAUCCACAUGAGGAGAUACUGAAAGCAUUUAAACUAUUUGAUGAUGACGAUUCCGGAAAGAUAAGCUUGAGGAAUUUACGGCGUGUUGCCCGAGAGCUGGGUGAGAACAUGAGCGAUGAGGAGCUCCGGGCCAUGAUAGAGGAGUUUGACAAAGACGGCGAUGGAGAGAUAAAUCAAGAGGAAUUCAUUGCUAUUAUGACUGGUGACAUAUAAAGAAUUACAAGAUUCAACACCAAAAUGUUACUAUUACCAUCUAUCUUCUCUUUCUGUGCCUGGAGUCCAGUUUAAGAAAAUGAAACAAAACAAUCAAACGUAGUUCUUUUUUUGAAAGGAACAAAACCAAGCAUCCUUUGUAUGUAUAUUUCAAUAUUGUUAAGUUUUUGUCAUCAAUGUAGUAGUUGACUUCACAUUUAUAAUACAUGUUUAUAUAAAGUUUUAAAACAUCAAAUCAUGUGGUGUAUAUUAUUUGGAGGCUUCUAAAUUUAGCACUAGCUAAUUGCUUUUAUUUUCAUGCACAUUUUUUGACAUUCAUUAAUAAAAUACUUAUUUUAUUAGUAUCUUAAUGUUUGGUAAAUUUUUUAUUUUAGAUUUCUGAUAUCUAUUAACAAUAGAUUCUAAAAAAAUCUUUUUACACUUUUACUUGUAUUUGAAAAUAAAUCAGAAAAA
This is a messenger RNA of Mus pahari (shrew mouse), 1055 nucleotides long. It is a transcript of the gene Cetn3, whose product is annotated as centrin 3. Gene Ontology annotation, molecular function: microtubule binding; calcium ion binding. Gene Ontology annotation, biological process: spindle pole body duplication. The transcript is spliced from 5 exons. The record is from RefSeq and is a predicted model, not a curated record. Gene Ontology annotation, cellular component: microtubule organizing center. NCBI's taxonomy places the organism in Eukaryota, Metazoa, Chordata, Mammalia, Rodentia, Muridae. The coding region runs from base 99 to 602 and encodes 167 amino acids.